CGAAGCAGUCAGUCAGUUAUUUAGCCCGAGGUGUUUACAUUUGUUAUUUCUAGUAGCUUAGUCGGGGAUUACAAUACGCUGAACAGGUAGUAGUAAACGUACUGUGACAUAGCUAACUGAUUAUUUCCGCAUCCAAACGGACAGGUGAACCUCAAUAACUUGUGUGUCGCCUGCUUACACAAUGACAGUCACAUGCUUCACUUAGAGAGCAACUGCGCAAGUUAAGGAUUUUUUAAAACAUCAAAUGGCUUCUAUGUUUUAGAAAGACAAGCCCUCUUCGAUCAGAAAGUAGUCAAGAAGAUAACUGAAAAAAAAAUCAUGUUUUGUCACCUCUUUCGUCGACAACGAAAUGUAGAAAAAGUAUCAAGAGAACUGCCUCCUAUUCCAAAAGAAGUUAAAUUGUGUCCUCCCAACAGUGAUAAUGAUUUGGAUGAUUCCAACCACAUUUAUGAAGAAAUUGCAGAUAUGGGACAAAGAACUAGUGAAAAUGUUCAAAAGAAAUUAAGCAAAGUCAAACAAAAUGAUGCUUCAAAAAAUAAAGAUUCUCAAACUUUUAAGAACUUUCUCCCACAAUGUUCUCCUAAAACAAACCUUAAAACUAUUCGGGGUCAAAAAGAAAAUCAUGAAAUAGAAUAUAAAGAAAUUGAGUUUUGUGUACCGAGUCAGUCAGAAGUGAAUGAAUCUUCUUCAAAAAACUUACACUAUGGCAAGUAUUCAAAGGAACAAGCUCCAACUAAAAACACAGAGACUCAUGUUAAUUUACAAGGAUGCUGUUGCAAAGAAUGUUACAGCACUUACAAAUGCAAUCUAGAAACCCCUGAUUUAUUUUCAAAUUUGAACGGCAAAAGGGAUGACAAGUUUAAUUCAUUAAACUCUAGAUACUGCAAGUCAUCACAGAAAGUAACAGCUUUUGAUUACUGUAAAUGUGAAAAGCAAUUUAAAAAUCAAUGCAAGUGUGAUUUAAAAGAAUUGAAACAACAAAAAGAUAGAGAAACCUCCAGUAAUGAACUUGCCUUUGUAGACCUAUUAGAGCAUGAAGAAAUGGAUGGCAAUGAUAGUUGGUGUGAGUACCAUAUGAAUACAGCUCAAGGUUAUUCUGCAAGCAGUAUGCUUAGUGACAAUCUUUCAUUGAAUAAUGUCAAAGAAGAACAAAGACAAGAUCCUCAUAUUGUGCAAAUUAAUAAUCACAAAUCUUGCAAAGGAGCAAAAUUAUGUGAAUGUGAAGAAAAUAGUGACUGUGUUUCUUUGACAAGUGUAUCAAGUCUUCCAUAUAACUGCUCCCUUUCUACAUAUAUUAGUUAUAAUGAUUCAUCUUGUAAUAGAGUGAAAUCCAUCAGUGAUAUGUCAAGUGUAAAUAGUAGUACUUUUAGUUCUCUCUGUAUUAAUGAUGUUGCAUCAAGAAAAACAAAUAUUUUCUCAAACAAUUAUUGCCAUAGACGCUCAAGAACUUUACCUGAAAUUGCAACAAAAGGACAAAAAGAAUUUAAAAUGUUUGAUAUAAAUAUUGCAAAUGAAGUUGUAAGUAAAAAUUCUUCAAAAUUGCCCAAACAAUCUAUAGUUUCUUCACCUUUUGAAUAUAAUGGAAAAGUUCGGAAAAACCAAAUACUUAAUGAACUGAUAUAUUUGAAUUAUGAACAGUUGCAAUUAAAGUGUUUGUAGAUCAUUGAUGAUCCCAAAUAUUAUAUCUAACUUUUAUAUUUGCAAUAUUUUUUGCUGUAAAGAUUUUUAUAUUUCUUUUUGCUAAAAAAAAUAAUGAAUAUUGAUUCUGAAUGUCUGUGAUGAUGUGAAUAUGUGAUGUAACUCACCCUGGUAUGAUGUGAAGAUUUGAUGUAACUAAUAUUGGCUGAUUUUGUGAUAUUUGAAACAUUGCAAAUAUGUUGUUUUGUUGACAUCAUGUGUAUUAAAAUUUAAUUGCUUUAUGAGUGUGGAUAGACAUGAAAAAUCAGUGUCAUAAAUAUAAGCCUGAAGAAUUGAAUAUGAAUAUUUGAAGAAGAUUGGUAUGCUACAACUUUUGAUGAAUCUGAUAGAGGAUACAGCAAGCAUAGCCAUGUAGUUAAGAAGUUUGCAUCUCAACUUCAUAGUUUCAGUUUUGAUUCCAUUGCACAGCAUCUUCACUAAGUGUCUUCUACAAUAGCCUUGGGUCAACCAAAACCUUGUCAGUAAAAAUUUGCAAAUGGUAACUGCAUAGAAGCUUGUUGGAGGGCUCUUUGUUGUUCUUGGAUGGUAAGUCCAGUUUAAACUUGCCACCUGGUCUAUGCAUGCUUUUAGUAGGUGUCACUUUGUUGCAAGCAUGUUGGCUACAUCUCCUUUCUGAGGAUUAUUUCCUCUCAAAGUCAUUAAGACUCCUCAUCUUCUGAUGACUAAACAAUAAAAAGAAUUACUGUUUAAAAUGUUUGCUAAGGAAGAGCAUUUCACUAGUGAAUAAUCAUAUUUCUUUGAGUGAAGAUCAGAUUUUUUCUAGUAGUGCAUCAAUAAUGAAAGUCAGUAUACCAUACUAUAUUUCUAUAUACAUAAAUAUUUCUCUGUGUCCUUUGAUCUAGAAGACAAGAAUGAUUCAGCUUCACUGAGAAGAUCUAAUAAGAUAGAAACACAUUUGGAGUUGUCAUAGUGUCUGGUAAUGCUCAGACUAGCAUUCUACUCACUACAGUAUCUAUUUAUAAUUUUAACUAAUCUAUAAAGACAUUUCAAUUUUUU
This is a messenger RNA of Octopus bimaculoides (California two-spot octopus), 2694 nucleotides long. RefSeq lists its product as uncharacterized. NCBI's taxonomy places the organism in Eukaryota, Metazoa, Mollusca, Cephalopoda, Octopoda, Octopodidae. The record is from RefSeq and is a predicted model, not a curated record.